CAGAUAAGAUUAUAGGCUUUGGUAGGACUGGAAUUGGCAAGUGUAAAGGCAGGGGUUGCCUGUGCCUGCACCAAGCUAUUUCCAGCUGGGAGAAUGGUUCUGCCCUGGGUCCCGCUGCUGCUUCUCUUAGGUCGCCAGCUCCUGGCGAGUCCUAUCUUAUACAGAGCAGAAACAACUAAGCCAGAAGACCCAAUUGUCAAGGAUCAGUACUUCCCUCCUACAUUGGAGUUUGCCGUGUACAAAUUUAACCGUCUCAAUGAAGACCAGUUUGCUUACAAGUUGUUGAAAAUCCUGAAUGCCAAGAAAGUGGACGUGGAUUCUCCAUUGGUUUUCGCCAUGAAUGUGAAGCUGGGCAGAACCAAGUGUUACAAAUUUGAGGACAACAUUGACAACUGCCCUUUUCAAGAUACCCUAGGGCGGAAAAGGACCCUCAACUGCUUCUUCGUAGUCAGUACCUAUCCUUGGAGAACAGCUUUCGAACUCCUGAAAAAUGUGUGUACGUACUGACCCCUUUGACUGGGAUACAGACAAAAGCCUAUCCACAUGCUUCUCUCCUCCUAUGAAUACCAGCACUUCUCUCAAGGUGGCACUUUAAUGGCUAAGCAUGUCAUGUAUGCUUGCUUGUUCCUGAUCAAGUAUGUGGAUAUUAUCUAAGAAAAUACACACUGCUCCAGUUUCAUCACACCAAAUAAUUCAUUAAACAUUGGCAUUUCUAAAACUU
Ictidomys tridecemlineatus (thirteen-lined ground squirrel) is the source of this 721-nucleotide messenger RNA. RefSeq names its product cystatin-9-like. NCBI's taxonomy places the organism in Eukaryota, Metazoa, Chordata, Mammalia, Rodentia, Sciuridae. The record is from RefSeq and is a predicted model, not a curated record. Gene Ontology annotation, biological process: antimicrobial humoral response. Gene Ontology annotation, molecular function: cysteine-type endopeptidase inhibitor activity.